Messenger RNA from Triticum aestivum (bread wheat), 1251 nucleotides. RefSeq lists its product as uncharacterized. The record is from RefSeq and is a predicted model, not a curated record. The transcript has 8 exons. The coding region runs from base 206 to 916 and encodes 236 amino acids. NCBI's taxonomy places the organism in Eukaryota, Viridiplantae, Streptophyta, Magnoliopsida, Poales, Poaceae.
CGUGAACCACAAAAAGAGACCGAUCGUGAACCACCCCGUGCCCUACAACCUCCGCCCCCGUCCCCGUCCCCGUCCCAGCGUGCCUUACACAACUCCUCCUCCGCCUCUGCCGCGCCGCGCGUCGCCUCCGUCGCCGUCCCUGGGGUUCGAGAGCGGGCGAAAACCUCUUCCGAGAAGACAAUUUCUGUUGCUGCAACCUGCACUGAUGCAACAGCCUACAGGCGAGAUGGAGAUGAAGAAGGCGCCUCUGCCAGCGCCUGCUUUCCACAAAGAGUACACUCUUCCUAGAGCACGACACUACCUUGAUCAACACUAUUCACUCCGCCCUCCUCUCUCCAAGGAUGAUUACUCCAAAAAGGAUCCUACAAGCGAGAUGGAGAAGAAGAAGAAGGCGCCGCUGCCAACACCUCAUUUCCACAAAGAGCGGCCUCUUCCUAGAGCAGAGCGGUCCCCCGAUCGACGCUACUCGCCUUACCCUCCUCCGUCCAUGGAUGGUUGCUCUGGAAAGAAUGCUGGAUCUUGGCCUCUUCCCCCGAUUUACUAUGGGCCUCCAUCUGAAGCCUUUCAUGUCGACUGGCGCAAUAAAGACGGGGUUGUGGACAUGGAGCAUUACAGCACAGAGCUGUUUGCAGCGAUGGACAAACAUAGUAUUUUGUCGGUGCACCGUUGUACACGCCCACAGUUUGGACCAAACGUCAGCGCUGAGUAUGUGCUUGAUCCUAUAUUUGAGGAUACGUUCCUUGCCAAUCCCCGUUUUAGCUACCUGCUUCCCUUGAUCGGCCACAAAGUAUCUUCUGCAGCUGAGGCUCCCAAUUCAACCACGCAGGUUGGCACAACUACUGGAUACUGGCAGUGUGAUGGUUCUAUAGAAGUCCCUGUCCGCGAAGUUGCUGCUUUGAAGAUUUCUGACAACUAGCCACCUAUGUGCCCAACCAAGUUGCUCCCAGAAGAUGAAAAUCAAGAUUUUCAUGGAGGGCCCUGAGUUUCAUAUUGAGAUUACGAACCCGUUAGCAGUAACUAUGUAUUAGCUACAUCUACCCUAGGUGUGGGCCGCAUCUUCAAGAUCAAUGCGCGCAGGAUAUAUUAAUUUUAACUUGGUGUCUGCGCUGCGCCGCAUCUAUCUAUCUAUCUAUCUAUCUAUAUAGUGCAAGAUAUUUAUAAGCUUGGUUCAGGUUGUGUCUGAGAAAGAGUGGCAAUCUGUCACAGAAGAUGCCAUUCGUCUUAUAUAUGCAUAUGAACUGGAAAAGUUUA